AUGAGCGCGGCAGACAAGGAAAAGACAGCUUUCUCAAGUCAUUGCGGGCUGUACCAGUUUAGGGUCAUGCCGUUUGGGCUUUGUAAUGCCCCGUCGACUUUUGAACGUCUAAUGGAGAGAGUCCUCCAUGGGCUACAGUGGCAGAUAUGUCUUGUGUACCUAGAUGACGUCAUUAUAUUCUCCAAGACAUUUGAGUCGCACAUUGACAGACUGGGAGUGGUGCUAGAUCGCAUAAGGCAGGCCGGACUGAAGCUCAAGCCGGAUAAAUGUCAUCUGCUUCAGGAGGAGGUUUCCUACUUGGGGCAUAUUGUCUCAAAAGGGGGAGUCAAGACAGAUCCAAGCAAGACGCGGCAAAUCGAGGAAUGGCCAGUACCAAGAAACAUACAGGAGGUGAGAAGUUUCUUGGGCCUGGCAUCAUACUACAGAAGGUUUGUAGCUUCCUUUGCAGAAAUCGCCAGACCACUUCACAAGCUCACAGAAAAAGACAAGGACUUCAGGUGGACGCAUGACUGCCAAUUGGCUUUCGAACAACUGAAACAGCGGCUCACUUCUGCUCUGGUUUUGGCAUACCCGAAGCUUGACCCAGAAUUCAUUCUGGACACCGACGCCAGCAAUAGCGGUAUAGGUGCUGUUCUUAGCCAACUGCAAGAUGGUCAGGAGCGCGUAAUUGCUUACGCCAGUCGUGCCUUGUCAAAGCCAGAGCGAAAUUACUGUGUAACGAGAAAGGAGUUGCUUGCUGUCGUACACUUCAUCAAACACUUUCGACCUUACUUAUAUGGGUGCCGCUUUCUUCUUAGAACAGAUCAUGGAUCUCUCCGAUGGCUCUUCAAUUUCAAAGAACCAGAGGGGCAGGUUGCAAGAUGGCUGCAAGUGCUGGCAGAAUAUGACUUCAAUAUUGAACAUCGACCGGGACGCAAGCACAGCAAUGCCGAUGCCAUGUCAAGAAGGCCGUGCACUUGUACACGGUGUAAGGGCAUCCAAGUUGAGCAAGGAUACGACAGCGGGGAACAGCCAUCGCAUGAGGGACGGACACAAGUUAAGGGAGACCAGCACCAUAGCACAAAGGAGAAAUGCCAACAAAUAGAAGGGCUGUGGAAAUUUCAAGAGCAAGAUCCAGACCUGCCAACUGAACCAGUCCAUUCACUACUUGCGCAGCAUCAUACACACAGUUCAGACAGCAGUCAGUUCAUUCGUGAGGUGUCGUCUUUCUGUUGGCUGAAAGGUUUCACUGCUUCGGAGUUGAGAGAAAAACAAACAGGUGACCCGACUCUGCAGAAGAUCAUAGGCUGGCUGGAAAGUGGAAAUCCACGACCAACUUGGAGAGAGGUGUCUGCUGAGGGUACAUGGCUCAAAACCUUAUGGGGGGCAUGGCAGCAGCUUUGUUUGCACGACAGAGUGUUAUACAGGCGUUGGGACGAGGAUGAUCGGCACCACUCUCGGUGGCUUCUAGUAGUCCCCAGGUCCCUCCGUGCGGAGGUUUUCAAGCAACUUCAUAACGACCAUACAGCUGGCCACCUCGGCAUUAACAAAAUGCAUGCAAAGGUGAAGUCCAGAUUCUUCGUAGAGGACUUGAGAGACUCAGUGGUGACGUGGUGUACCCAAUGCCUCCAAUGUGCCAAACGCAAACCUCCUCCCAACAGGGGCAGAGCACCAAUUAGACAACAGGUCUCAGGGGUUCCGAUGGAAAGGGUCGCCAUUGAUAUUACAGGACCAUUUCCAAUUACAGAAACAAGAAAAAACCGAUACAUCCUUGUCAUCACGGACUACUUCUCUAAGUGGACGGAGGCCUUUCCCCUACAGGAUGUUACAGCCCAGACGGUUGCCAAUGUCUUUGUCAGAGAGUUUGUUUCUCGAUUUGGUGUACCGCGACAGCUGCAUAGCGACCAGGGUCGCCAAUUCGAGAGCAGGCUGUUUCAAGAGAUGUGUGUACUCCUUGGAAUAGAUAAGACCAGGACAAGUCCUCACCAUCCCCAAAGCGACGGCCAAGUGGAACGAUUCAAUCGCACGCUUAAAGACAUGCUGAGCGCCUAUGUUGCUGAAAAUCAGUUGGACUGGGACCUUCAUUUACCACAAGUGAUGAUGGCAUAUCGGGCAUCAGAGCAUAGCAGCACUGGACAAACACCCAACUAUCUCACUUUUGGUAGGGAAGUAGAACUGCCGGUAGACGUGGUUUUAAGAUCCCCAGAAGAACCCCAAGAAAUCACUGAAUAUGCCAUACACCUGAGAGAAAGAAUGCACGAGGCCCACGAGAAGGCACGAGUACACCUUCAUAAGGCCGCAAAGCACCAAAAGCGGAAUUACCAAGUAGCAGGCAAGCCGAAGUGUCUGGAACCAGGGACUGCUGUGAUGUUGACAGUUGAGCAAAGAACUGUUGGGCUGUCUCCCAAGCUCCAGCCAAGAUGGGAAGGCCCAUACCUUGUAACUGAAGUGCUAAAUGAUGUCAACGUCAGAAUCCAACGAGGAUCACGCCAUAAGCCCAAAGUUGUCCAUAUUAAUCGUUUGAAGCGCUUUGUGGGUGAAGUGGACAAGUCAUGGUGGAUGCCAAAGAGCCCUGCAUUACAGCAACUUCCUGGGUCCGAGGAGCUCGAAGAGGAGGGGGAAGAGGAAGCCCCUCGAGUUGUUCUGCAGACGGAUUCUUCUGGUGGAGGCAAGGAGAGCCAAGAGGCUACCACAGAAGGGUUCUCACAGGACUCGGCAGAAGACCACAACAUGCAGGAACAUAUGGAAAUCGUCAAUGGAGAGAUAGGGGAUCCACCAGUUGCUGAACCUAAGAAAGUUUCAGACACAGACGGUCAUCAGGAAUGGCACAACAGAAAACGUCGACCUCCUCAGCGUUAUGGCGAAUGGACCGAAUAA
Molecule: messenger RNA, 2856 nt
Organism: Patiria miniata (bat star)
Lineage: Eukaryota; Metazoa; Echinodermata; Asteroidea; Valvatida; Asterinidae
Exons: 1
Coding region: 1-2856 (951 amino acids)
Biological process (GO): DNA integration
Molecular function (GO): nucleic acid binding
Source: RefSeq, a predicted model, not a curated record